This is a messenger RNA of Mesocricetus auratus (golden hamster), 2797 nucleotides long. It is a transcript of the gene Sh3gl2, whose product is annotated as SH3 domain containing GRB2 like 2, endophilin A1. The record is from RefSeq and is a predicted model, not a curated record. Gene Ontology annotation, molecular function: protein binding. Gene Ontology annotation, biological process: synaptic vesicle uncoating. NCBI's taxonomy places the organism in Eukaryota, Metazoa, Chordata, Mammalia, Rodentia, Cricetidae. Gene Ontology annotation, cellular component: cytoplasm; glutamatergic synapse; presynapse. Bases 121 to 1179 code for a protein of 352 amino acids. The transcript is spliced from 9 exons.
CGCGCCGCGCCCCCGCGCCAGCAGCUCCGGUGGCCGCAGGACCAGCGGCGGGCCGGCGACCCUCGCCACAUCUUCGCGUCUAGAGCCGCCUGCCGCGCGCGCCGCCUCCCGCAUCCCAUCAUGUCGGUGGCAGGGCUGAAGAAGCAGUUCCACAAAGCCACUCAGAAAGUGAGUGAGAAGGUUGGAGGAGCUGAAGGCACCAAGCUAGAUGAUGACUUCAAGGAAAUGGAACGGAAAGUGGAUGUCACCAGCAGGGCUGUGAUGGAAAUAAUGACUAAAACAAUUGAAUAUCUUCAACCCAAUCCUGCGUCCAGAGCGAAGCUCAGCAUGAUCAACACAAUGUCAAAAAUCCGUGGCCAGGAGAAGGGGCCAGGCUACCCUCAGGCAGAAGCACUGUUGGCAGAGGCCAUGCUCAAGUUCGGCAGGGAGCUGGGCGAUGAUUGCAACUUUGGUCCAGCUCUUGGUGAGGUAGGAGAAGCCAUGAGGGAGCUCUCAGAGGUGAAGGACUCCUUGGACAUGGAAGUGAAGCAGAACUUCAUCGACCCCCUCCAGAAUCUUCAUGACAAGGAUCUGAGGGAGAUCCAGCAUCACCUGAAAAAGCUGGAAGGCCGGCGCUUGGACUUUGAUUAUAAGAAGAAACGACAAGGCAAGAUUCCAGAUGAAGAACUUCGCCAAGCACUGGAGAAAUUCGAUGAAUCUAAAGAAAUCGCAGAGUCGAGCAUGUUCAAUCUCUUGGAGAUGGAUAUUGAACAGGUGAGCCAGCUCUCUGCACUUGUGCAAGCCCAACUGGAAUACCACAAACAGGCAGUGCAGAUCCUGCAGCAAGUCACUGUCAGGCUGGAGGAAAGAAUAAGACAAGCUUCAUCUCAGCCAAGAAGGGAAUAUCAGCCAAAACCACGAAUGAGCCUAGAGUUUGCCACUGGAGACAGUACUCAGCCCAACGGGGGUCUCUCCCACACAGGCACACCCAAGCCUGGAGGUGCCCAAAUGGACCAGCCCUGCUGCCGUGCCCUGUAUGACUUUGAACCUGAAAAUGAAGGGGAACUGGGUUUUAAAGAGGGUGAUAUCAUCACACUCACUAAUCAAAUUGAUGAGAACUGGUAUGAGGGGAUGCUUCAUGGCCAGUCUGGCUUUUUCCCCAUCAACUAUGUAGAAAUUCUGGUUGCUCUGCCCCAUUAGGAUCUUAUGCUGGCUGGCUCACCUCCUUCUGACUCAGAUAGUUAAGUUUAACCACUGCUUUGGUAAUGCUGCUUCCAACACAUCAUGAAUGCAGGCCGCAGUGGAUGAGUCAUCAAGCCCACACAUGUCCUGGGUUGACCUGUGUGCUCCUACAGUUGACCCGGUGAUAGACGGUAUCUUCCAAGGCCAGUGGCCUGGCACAUGCUUUAAAACUUCAUCUGAGACUAGCCAGCGGUCACAGAACUGCUCUUCACACAGUUCUCAGGAGGGUGUGUUUUCUGAAAAUGUAUCUGUGAGCCACAUCACAGAAAAACUCUCCUCAUUGAAGAUAUUGUCUCUCACCCAGGGGCCAUCUCAAGGUCUCGAGUUCUCCAUGUACAGAGGAGAAAGUCCUUUCUGUUGCACUUUCCCUUCCUAAAUGUGUGAGUCACAGAAUUGAUGUGAAGCAUCCCCCACCAGCAAAUCGUCUGCUGGCCUAAGCAACCUGGGCAUUUGAUGCCGGCAGCAGAAGUAUUAAUUGCCCAAAGCACUUACUUUUGUUCUCAUCUAUCUAUCUAUCUAUCUAUCUAUCUAUCUAUCUAUCUAUCUAUCUAUCAUCUAUCUAUCCAUUCAUCCAUCUAGCUAUCUCUUCAUCCAUCUAUCUUCUAUCAUCUAUCUAUCCAUCUAUCAUUUAUCUCCUACCUCUGAGACAUGCUAGUUUUCUUCCCUCCCUGCUGUUAAAGCACUAGGGAUCUAUCUUCUGUCUGUCUACCGUCUAUCUAUCUAUCUAUCUAUCUAUCUAUCUAUCUAUCUAUCUAUCAUAUAUCUUCUACUUCUGAGACAUGCCAGUUUUCUUCCCUCCCUGCUAUUAAAGCACUAGGGAGGCAGGGUUCCCAUUUAUUUCUGAGUGAGUUGGUGAGCAUUCUGUGUAUUGUCUGAAAAGAGAAAAUUCUCCAGGAUGAAUUGGGAAGAAUCUAAUCUCCAAGCUCAGAUUCCUUGCUGUAUAGAAGCUGUGUAUAUACGUAGCCCAUUUCUGAAGGAUACAGAAAGGGGGAACAGCUGUCUUCCCUUCUCUGUUUAUUUACCCAGGAAUCAGUCCAUUUCCUGAGUCCCUUUGCCACAAAGACAUAGGAGAGAAACACUAGUAAGCAUUCCCCACAUCUCCAUAGAACAAGACAUAGUGACCGUCGCUCCUGCUCCCUCCCACUUUUAUCUUGUUUGUGUUCCUUGAACAUCAUUUGUGUAUAUUCUGCCCUCAAUGAGGACCAAAUAAAGAUGAUUUUUGUGCUUAGCAGUUUAAGUAUGUGGCUGCACAUAAACCCUUUCUAACUUACAGUCAUUACUUUAACCCUUCUAUCACAUCUUCAUUUUGUGUGUACAGUGCUGUGCAAGCUGAUCAGUGUUGUUUUUUUGUUUUGUUUUCUCUGGCUCUUUUCCCUUUCAGUCAUGGAAGUCCUGUUAGGCACCCAGAGUUAUAUUUAUCUAGCUGUACAGGCUAUUUCAGAGGUUUAAUGUGCUGCUUCCGGAAUGCCACUUGCAGUAGUGGAUCACGUGGAGUGAAAGGCAAAUCUUCCUGCUUAAUGUAUAAACUCACCAUGGGAAGCGUUGCUGUUUCCAAUAAAUAUUGCUGAAGACGAAA